UGGCUCAGGCACCUCGAGCAAACAGACAUCCCUCGCAACACAGACAGACCAAUCCGGCCAUGCGGAGUGCGAUCCUGUCGUGCUUGGCCUUGGCCGUCACGGCCAAGGAGCUUACCAAGGAGACCUGGGACGAGGCAGUGAGCGGGAAGACGGUCUUCGUCAAGUUCCUCGCUCCUUGGUGAGGCCACUGCAAGAAGAUGAAGCCCGAUUGGGACAAGCUGAUGAAGGAGUACGAGGGCUCCUCCAACAUUCUGAUCGCAGAUGUGGAUUGCACCGCCGGUGGAAAGAGCAAGUGUGAGGAGGUGGGCGUUCGUGGCUAUCCCACCAUCAAAUACGGUGACCCCGAUGACCUCCAGGACUACAAGGGCGGUCGCUCCUUCAGCGACCUCUCGAGCUUUGCGAAAGGCUUGGGCCCAGCCUGUGGCCCUGCCAAUCCAGAGUUGUGCGACGCGGCCAAGAAGAAGAUGUUGGACGAAUUCAUGGCCUUGGACGGUACCAAGCGGGAUGCCAUGAUCAAGGAGAAGGAGGAUGAGAUCGAAAAGCUCGAGAGUGGCUUCAAGACCUUCGUGGAGGGCCUCCAAAAGUAUCUGACCUGACUGUCUAUACACUUUCAUUCACGUUUUUCGAAAUGGAGUGGAAAACCUCCUGUUUUGGUCGAGGACAGUCUUCCGUCCCAUUUUCCACUUCCAUGUUACGUGAAUCAGACACAAACCUCUCGGACGACCCGCCCGAAAUCGGUGGAUCGGACGACUCGGUGGGAAGGAGCGGUUGGGAAUCCACGACUUUUUGCGGCGAAGGGGCCUUGCGCCCGAAUGAGCAGACCAGUUGUUUGUCUUUGAAAGAUUGGACAAACUGGGCAUGAAGAUUCAGUACAUCGACAAGAAGGCAAUACCAGGAGGGCAGCGACAAGAAGGAUGCAGACGUCGAGGCCAUCAAGACCUCGGGCUUGGGGUUGCUCAAGGCAGUGCACAACUAUGCCAAGAAGCAGAAAGGUGAGCUGUAAAGCGCUCAAACCUUCGACCUCAGUGGUCAGUGGUUCGAUCUGGAGCUGAAAUGACAAGAUCCUAAAGCAUCCAGAGAAGAUUGGGUAUCCAUCUCGACCCCUUUGUCUAUCACUGCCCGAUUCGCAAGAGCAGACCGUGCACAGC
Molecule: messenger RNA, 1148 nt
Organism: Durusdinium trenchii
Lineage: Eukaryota; Dinophyceae; Suessiales; Symbiodiniaceae
Source: the annotation of a GenBank genome assembly